GGCAAGAGGAGCUGAAGGGAAAGUGACGGAUUUAUUUCUAAUUUAGCCUUUAUCUGCCAAGUCCACCUCUUGCAUUGCCCUGGGCUUUUCACAGGACAGCUUUAACCCUGAGGGAUCUAUCUGAGACGUUGCUUGGGACUUCUCUAUUCCUUUUUUUCAAAGAGGGGUUCAGCUGAAGAGAUAUUCGUUCCAUUCAGGCUUUGGGUGGCCAUCUGCCUCUGGUCAAGGAUCUGAGCUCGGGAGGAUGCUACGCCGACUGCAGACUUUGUUUCAAAGGAAGUUCAAAAUUCUCCUUUUCCUCCUCUUCCUCUUGGCUCUCCUGAUGCACAUGGCACUGGACUUAGCACUGCCCACCAUUCACAGCUCCUGUGGCUGUGCCCAGAAAUCUGCCAGUCCCUCUGGCCCAUUCCUGCCAGGCCCAAGGAAGAUGAGUCUACGGAUCCUCCAGGAUUUUAGUGGCAGCAACGGUUCCUUGGAGAAGGGUUCCCACUCGCUGGAGGCACGCCCAGCAGUGGGCACUGGGAGCAAGACAGUGCAUGGAGACCAGGACUUCAAGCCCCAAUGGGGAGGGGUGAAGCCGGUGUGGGCAGGAGGGUCAAAACUAGCAGCGCUCUUUAAGCAUCCCCUUUAUAGGAUCCCGAUCCCAGAGGUGUUGGAGAAAGACAAACUGUUCACUGUCAAUCCCAAAGAGAAGUUCACCCUGAGAGACAGCGGAAGUGAUGAAUGGGUCAGCAGCAGUAAAGCAGAGAUGGUCCUUCCGACAGGGAAGACCCCAUACGACACCUACCCCACCUGGCUUAAGUUCCAUAUCAGCAUCAAUCGCUACGAGCUAUACCCCCACCAGGACCCCAUCACCCACACCCUGUUGGAGGAGCUGGCCACGCAGAAAAUUGUUGGCUCAGUCCAGAAACCUGGAGGGACCCAGCUGAAACUAAUCAUGACGUUCCCAAACUAUGGGCAGGCGCUCUUCAAACCCAUGAAGCAAACCCGGGACCAGGAGACCCCAGCAGAUUUUUUUUACUUCUCAGACUUUGAACGGCACAAUGCAGAAAUAUCAGCCUUCCACCUGGACCGGAUCCUGGAUUUCCGGAGAAUCCCCCCCGUUUCUGGCCGCUUGGUGAAUAUAAGCAAUGAAGUUCGUGACAUCACAACUGACAAGAAGCUGGCUAAAACUUUCUUCAUCUCUCCAGCUGGCAACGUCUGCUUCUACGGUGAGUGCUCUUACUACUGCUCCACGGAACAUGCCCUGUGUGGCAAACCUGACCAGCUCGAGGGCUCCAUGGCAGCCUUGCUGCCUGACAAGUCCCUGGCCAAACGUCACUCCUGGCGCAGCCCCUGGAGGCGUUCUUACCACAAGAGCAAGAAAGCUGAGUGGGAGCUGAACCAGAAUUACUGCACCCAAGUGCGGGAGACGCCACCCUAUGACAGAGGCUCCCGCCUGCUUGACCUCAUUGACAUGACUGUGCUUGACUUUCUAAUGGGUAACAUGGAUCGGCAUCACUACGAGACCUUUGAGAAGUUUGGUAACGACACUUUCCUGCUGCACCUGGACAACGGGCGAGGAUUUGGAAGACAUUCUCAUGAUGAAAUGUCCAUCUUGGCCCCUCUCCAGCAGUGCUGCAGUAUAAAGAAAUCAACAUACUUGCGCCUGCAGCUGCUGGCUACGGAAGCCUAUCGCCUCAGUGAUGUCAUGCGGGAGUCACUGGCCUCCGACCGCCUCUCCCCAAUCCUAUCAGAGCCUCACUUGGAGGCACUGGACCGGCGCCUCCAGAAGGUGUUGGACAUGGUGAGGGAGUGUAUGGUGAAGGGAAGCCACAAGGAGGUGCUGGUGGAUGACAUGGGGAAUCGUAAACACGGGAUACGGCGGCGCAAAGAGGAGAGGCGAGCACAAGUGUGACAGGGAUGGUUAGGCACCCCCUUGCCUCUACACUACUCCCCAAGGCUGCCUCUGCCAUCAGGAUUCUCGCUAAAUGGCAGGCAAGACUGGUGCCUAACCCAAAAGCCCUUGUUGAUUGUCUAUAGCAGGGGUGUAGCCCCUGUGUCCCAAACCCACCCCAAAAGCAAGAAUGAUUUUGGGGUUCAGAGUGUCUCACGCACCGCUAUUUGUCCCCAGUUUGGUUUAACUACCUUUCAGUCUCUCUCAAAAGCUAAUGAUAAGCUUCAUUUAUUUGUAUCACUUUUAUCACUGUGUGGAACAUGCUCUUCUAUAGGUACUGGUAUGUGUCCUUGCAAUUUUGUGUCGUAAGUCAUAACUUAAUCAAAAAGUUAUAGCCUGAUCCCUAGUUAAGGACUAUUUUGCCUGUGGUAUGCAGGCCUAAUGAACAGGGGGAAGGCAAAACUACUGGGUAUUAGGGACUGAUUGCUUUACAAAGACAAGAGCAAUUACCACUCCCACACACAUGGCAGAAAGGGCUAUUGUUGUAAUGGGCACCCAAAAUAGGGAUGAUUUUAAUCUGCCUGCAAGGAGAAACAUCGGCCCCAGGACAACAAGUGCAUUCCAGGGAGAUGGGCCAGUACAGGGGAGAAUUCCAGACA
Alligator sinensis (Chinese alligator) is the source of this 2535-nucleotide messenger RNA. RefSeq names its product extracellular serine/threonine protein kinase FAM20C-like. NCBI's taxonomy places the organism in Eukaryota, Metazoa, Chordata, Crocodylia, Alligatoridae. Gene Ontology annotation, biological process: protein phosphorylation. The coding region runs from base 245 to 1897 and encodes 550 amino acids. Gene Ontology annotation, cellular component: Golgi apparatus. The transcript has 10 exons. Gene Ontology annotation, molecular function: phosphotransferase activity, alcohol group as acceptor. The record is from RefSeq and is a predicted model, not a curated record.